Messenger RNA from Geosmithia morbida, 657 nucleotides. RefSeq names its product large subunit ribosomal protein L23. Gene Ontology annotation, molecular function: structural constituent of ribosome. NCBI's taxonomy places the organism in Eukaryota, Fungi, Ascomycota, Sordariomycetes, Hypocreales, Bionectriaceae. Gene Ontology annotation, biological process: mitochondrial translation. The record is from RefSeq and is a predicted model, not a curated record. The transcript has 3 exons. Gene Ontology annotation, cellular component: mitochondrial large ribosomal subunit; ribosome. The coding region runs from base 1 to 657 and encodes 218 amino acids.
AUGGCCGAAGUAGCAAAGGCGGCCGCGCGACAACUACCAGGCUUCAAGCUCGGACGGAAACAAGUCUUCCUACCCGACCACGUCAUCACCUUCCUCCGCAAAGAGCACCUCCCGCCGAAUGAAGCCUGCUUCCAGGUGCCUCUACGAUGGACCAAGUUUGACCUCCGAGACUACCUAUGGAACCUGUACGGCGUCGAGGUUCGCAAGGUGCGGUCGUACGUCAAGGAGCUGCCGCUGGCGCAGCGUGCUGGCCUGCCCAACUCCUGGUACCGCCCCCAGUCCAAGAAGAUCAUGACGGUCGAGCUGGCCAAGCCCUUCCAGUGGCCCGAGCUGCCCGACAACAAGAGGCCUUGGAACAAGGAGAUGUGGGACAUGCGCCAGGAGCUCAUGGAGGAGCGCCAGCAGGCCAACGUGGACUUCCAGCGUGGCAACAUCCCGCUCGAAAGCAGCAAGCCCGAGUCGAGAGACAGGAAGGAGCUGCGCGAGUUGGCCAAGAAGAUGCUUUCGGGAGAGAUCGCGUGGUCUAACAAUGUCGAGCUAGACCCCAAGUGGAAGAGCAUCGUCACCAAAGCCAAAGGCGAGGCCGGCCUUAAGGAGGAGGCCACUGUCGAAGCGGCAGCUGAGCCCGCAGCCCCCGAGACCAAGGAUAAGACUUGA